UUCAUGGGCUAAUUCAUUUUUUUCACUCAAAAUUUUGUGUUACCUCAUCAAAAUUAUUAAUAAUUAAAUUAAAGCUUGUUAUUGUCAGAUAUUACUUUUAUUCAUUUUGACAAAUUUGUGUAUUUGUAUUUGAGGAAAAACAAAUCUAGGAUCUUUCCAAAUAUUUGAACCAUGAAUUUGCUACAAUCACAUAUUUAAACAGUUCCAAUCACGAGCACCUAAUUCAAGAUAGUGCAUAAUCACAGCUGAUUAGUCGUGAUCAGUCAUCUGUAACCGAUGACAUCACUGAUCAUGCUCAGUCAUCUGUAACUGAUGACAUCACUGAUCAUGCUCAGACAUCUGUAACUGAUGACAUCACUGAUCAUGCUAAGCCAUCUGUAACUGAUGACAUCACUCACUGAUCAUGCUCAGCCAUCUGUAACUGAUGACAUCACUAUUUAUGAUCAUUCAUCCGUAACUGAUGACAUCAUGCUCAGCCAUCUGCAUAAACAUUAGUCGCCAGAAAUAUAACAAGAUUACAAUAACAAAACAAAUUGAAUAUUCGAUGAAUGUUCUGAUUUAGCUUUAUCAGCAAUAGAAAAGUGUGAAAUAUUUUCAUCCAUCAAUGGUCUGAUCGAAAAUAUGCUUCUACUCAUAGAAUUGUAAAAAUAAAAAUUAAUUUUCAAUGAUUCACAAUGAUUUCCCUGUUGAGCACGGCAAACUAUUUGUGGCCACGAUGUUGCUAUUCUCUGUAAUAAUUUCACUGGCACAUUUUAUUUUUGAUUAUGAUUUUGUUCACGUUCCUGAUGUUCCUAAUCAUGCUUAUAUCCAGGGAUGGGCAAACUACUGCUCACAAGGGCCGCACUGAAUGGUUUGGCGGACCGGGUUGUGACCCACAUGCCGUCUGUUGCACACCCUUGGUUUAUUUUCUUUAUGCUGCUUUUAGAGUCAAGUAUUAGUUCAAUAUUUUAAUAAUGGUAUUUCUGAUUAUGCAUAAUUAAAAACAAAUAGAUCAGGGCUUGUAAGUUCAUGUUAGAAUUUACACUUUGCAUGAUAAUUUAUUGAAAUUAUAUUUUAUAAUUUUUAGGUGUUUAUAGUUAAUUAAAUAGAUAAAAAACUCAAAAAUGGAGCCCUUACUUCAGCCAGAUGCCAGGAUAUUCAAGCCUCUCAACAUACCAGAGAAAAUACUGAUGGGACCUGGACCUACUAAUGCUUCUAAAGUUGUGAGAGACGCCUGCAGUUUGCCAAUGCUGGGACCGGUAGAUAAAGAAUUAUUGCAAGUUAUGGAUGAUUGCAAAGCAGGUAUUCAAUAUCUUUUCCAAACGGAGAAUAAAUAUACAUUUGCUGUCAGUGGUACUGGGCACGCAGCUUUGGAAUGCGCAAUUAUGAACAUGGUAGAAGUGGGAGAUCGAAUACUUGUUGCUGAACAUGGAGUUUGGGGGUUCAGAGCUGCUGAUAUGGUAAAGCGAGUGGGUGGCAUCCCGAUCAAGAUAACACGCCCCCCUGGAGAAAAUUUCCAAUUGUCAGAUUUUGAAGAAGGAUUAAAGCAAAAUUCAGCAAAAAUGUUGUUCAUAGCUCACAGCGAAUCGUCAACGGGUGUAAUACAACCACUAGAGGGACUCGGAGAUCUAUGCCACAAAUAUAACUGCCUUCUGCUUGUUGACACCGUUGCUUCCAUUGGAGGAUGCCCGGUCUACAUGGACAAGCAAAACAUUGAUAUUCUCUAUUCCGGAUCUCAGAAAGUGUUGAGUUGUCCUCCAGGACCUGCCCCAAUCUCGUUUGGUUCUCGAGCAGUUGAGAGUUUCCGAGCUCGAAAAACACCUCCUGUGUCUUUUUAUUUUGAUUUUGAUCAUCUGACUAAUUAUUGGGGGUGCACUGAGGACCCUGUCAGAUACCACCAUACUGGUAUGAUGAGUAACCUGUAUGGAUUCCGUGAAGGUCUUCGCAUUCUCGCGCAGGAGGGUUUGGGGAACUGUUGGAAUCGUCAUCUGAAAUGUGCAGAAUUGUUCCACAGCACACUGGAGACAAACGGAUUUGAAUUAUUUGUCAAAAAUAAGUCUGCAAGACUUCCCACUGUCACAGCAAUCCGUAUCCCAAAAAAUGUCAAUUUCGCUGAAUUCAAGUCUCAUGUUCUAAAGAACUGCAAUAUGGAUAUAAGCGGAGGCCUGGGUCCGACAGCGGGUCUCGUGUUCCGUGUAGGAUUGCUGGGCGAAAACUGCACUACAGCUCGUGUCGAUAUGCUCGCAAAUGCAAUGGUCAAAGCUUUGAAAUUUUGUUUAAAAAAGUAAUUUUUCUUGUUUUGUAAUUUUGUCGUUGGUGCUAAUUUUGGUAACUGAAAUUUAAUGACCGAUGAUUAUAUAUAGUUGGAAUAGUUGCAUUUUAAGCUCUAAUGAAAUUGAACAUUUCAAUUUAACUUUGUAAACGUUGCCCAGAGACGAGUCUUUUUUACUUCUGAGUGAGUGCCUGUAAUUUUAUGUCGUACUCAAAUCUCACAUACUAGCGUCAUUUCAUGCAUGGCCUCGCAUGAUUAUACAACAACAAAACAUAUUUAUCGUUUGAAACAUUGAAUUGUUUUGUGCAAUAUAGAACGCCGAAAACUGCUGCUCUAAUGUAAAAUCAAGUGUUCCCUUUGUUCGUAUAGAAGUGCUCCCAUGCAAUAAAAAUUUUAGGCAACACUAUUAUAAUAAAACAUUAUUUUUUGAAUAGUAUUCGGUUCUAGACAUUAUUUUAAACAGUUGCAUUUUUUUGUGUGCAAUAAGGAAUUAUGUGUUACAGGAUUUAAUUUUUUUAUUAUUAUCAAAAAUUUGAAUUUCUCGUAGCUGAAAGUUUGGUACUCCUGAAGUAUGCGCACCAAGAUGUCGCACAACCUGAACCCUGACCUGGUACACAAUCUGAGUUCAGGUUGUGCGCCAUCUUGGUGCGCAUACUUCAGGAGGUCCGAAAAUUUUUCUUUGCUCUGAGUCUGAGCUCCCAUACCCCCAGGUGUUAAACGUUAUAUAAUUUAAUCAUGACUGUUACAUUUUUUGCUUUCAAUGGUGAUUAUUAGUGCAACAUCAGCUCUGUUCAAAUAUAUGUUCUUUUUUAAUCUGUAUUUGCUCUGAAGAAGGCUUUGAACAAGCAAACCCAGAUUAGAAUUAGUACUGAAGCAAUACAACAGGGUGUCCAUGAAAUCCCUUUACUUUUCAAUUCCAAUUUUAUCGUGAAGUCAGUUCUCAAUAUAUCUAAACCGGGUUUGUUGUUUCUAAUCAGUAACUGUUCAAGUAUUUUUACUUCAUUUAAUACAUCUGUGAAGGCCAAAACAAUAUAUGGUAUUGAUAAAUUCCCUUCGCAAUUUAAAAGAAAGCUAAGACAUUAUGGACAAAAAAUUCAAGAAAAGCUGAAUAUUCGAUACACCUUAUACAUCCAUAUUUCAGAUAGAAUGACCUCACCCAGUGUGUAAUAACUUGAUAUGCCUACAUGAUUGCCCUACAUAUGCUUAUCGUGUGUGCCAAGCAAUAAAAUUAACAAUAAUCGAAUAUACCAGGGGUUCUCAAACAUUCAUGACCAUCGUUGCCCCCUUUUGUAAGUUUUAUAAGACUCUGCUCUUCCAAAAAAAAAAUGUUUCCAUCAAGAUACCAUCAGUUACUUAUUUUAGUAAUGAAAGUAAAAAAACAAAUGCAUUACACUUAAACCUCGUUGAUCAUUUUUUUCUGAUUCAGUGGAAAAUCAAAUUGCCAAUUUCCUUAUCUUAAUUUGUGUGCAAUGAAAUAUGGUAAUAAAAUUUGAAAUCAUUUAG
Molecule: messenger RNA, 3754 nt
Organism: Styela clava
Lineage: Eukaryota; Metazoa; Chordata; Ascidiacea; Stolidobranchia; Styelidae
Product: alanine--glyoxylate aminotransferase-like
Cellular component (GO): peroxisome
Molecular function (GO): L-serine:pyruvate transaminase activity; L-alanine:glyoxylate transaminase activity
Source: RefSeq, a predicted model, not a curated record